GGGGUGAGAGGAUUCACCAGAGAUGGUGGGGAGCAGAACAGGCGGAUAUACUGAGAUACCCUGCUGUGGGGAGCAGUGGGUGAGAGAGGAGAGGUCUGCUGCGCCAUGUGGGUUAGCCCCCUGGCAGGGAUCAAAGUCCUGUCAAUGACUGGAAAUUGCUUUAUAGUGCUGAGACUUUAACCCCUGCACCAACAGGGAGGCCCUAAUGUUUUACAUUUUAAGUUAGUUUUGUAAUAGUUAAAACAUAACACAUGGUACAAAAUUCAGAUGUCAUAGAGGGAUUUGCAGUGAGAGUUGCCUUCUCUGUUACCCCCAGCCCUGCAUUCCUUCUUCAGAGGUGCCUUGUUCUCAGGGAUCGAACUCAUGCUGCAGAGGCUGAGGAUAGCUUCAUAGUGCUGUGCUUAACACCCCCAGGGAGGCCCAGAAAGCUUUAUUUUAAUAGCAUCCUAAUCUUGUUUCAUGAAUGUAAUGUGCCUCCUUCUAUCUCCAAAGUGGGCUCUCUGUGCUGAUCCGUGUGCGCCUGGAGAUGCGGCAGCACCAGCGUGCCCGCCACACCAUCCCGCAGAUCUUCCAGGCGGUAGCACAGCGACACCCUGAGCGCCUGGCACUGGUAGAUGCGGGCAGCGGUGUGUGUUGGACCUUCAAGCAGCUGGAUGCCUACUCCAAUGCCGUGGCCAACCUCUUCCUCCAGCUGGGCUUCUCACCGGGUGACGUGGUGGCCAUCUUCCUGGAGGGCCGGCCUGAGUUCGUGGGCCUGUGGCUAGGCCUGGCCAAGGCAGGAGUGGAGGCCGCGCUGCUCAAUGUUAACCUGCGUCGCGAGCCCCUGGCCUUCUGCCUGGGCACGUCAGGUGCCAAGGCCCUGGUCUUCGGAGGGGAGCUGAUUGCUGCAGUGGCUGAGGUGAGUGGACAACUGGGGAAGAGCCUGCUCAAGUUCUGCUCUGGAGACCUGGGGCCUGAGGUUGUCUUGCCAGACACUCAACUUCUGGACCCCCUGCUGAAAGAGGCCUCCACAGCACCUCCAGUACCACCCCCAGGCAAGGGCAUGGACGAUCGACUCUUCUACAUCUACACUUCAGGGACCACAGGGCUGCCCAAGGCUGCCAUCGUCGUACACAGCAGGUACUACCGCAUUGCUGCCUUCGGCCACCAUGCCUACAGCAUGCGGGCAGCAGAUGUGCUGUAUGACUGCCUGCCCCUAUACCACUCGGCAGGGAACAUCAUGGGUGUGGGGCAGUGUCUCAUCUACGGGCUCACUGUAGUCCUCCGCAAGAAGUUCUCAGCCAGCCGCUUCUGGGAUGACUGCGUCCAGUACGACUGCACGGUGGUCCAGUACAUUGGGGAGAUCUGCCGCUACCUGCUGAAGCAGCCAGUGCGCGAAGCGGAGAGCCAGCACCGUGUGCGCCUGGCUGUGGGCAACGGGCUGCGGCCAGCCAUCUGGGAGGAGUUCACCGAGCGUUUCAGAGUGCGCCAGAUCGGCGAGUUCUACGGGGCCACAGAGUGCAACUGCAGCAUUGCUAACAUGGACGGGAAGGUUGGCUCCUGUGGCUUCAACAGCCGCAUCCUGCCCCAUGUGUACCCCAUCCGGCUGGUGAAGGUCAAUGAGGAUACCAUGGAGCUACUUCGGGAUGCCCAGGGCCUCUGCAUUCCAUGCCAGACUGGGGAGCCGGGACUCCUGGUGGGCCAGAUCAACCAGCAGGACCCAUUGCGACGCUUUGAUGGCUACAUCAGCGAGAGUGCCACCAGCAAGAAGAUUGCCCAUAGUGUCUUCCGCAAGGGAGACAGUGCCUACCUCUCAGGUGAUGUGCUAGUGAUGGAUGAGCUGGGCUACAUGUACUUCCGGGACCGCAGCGGGGACACCUUCCGCUGGCGGGGGGAGAAUGUCUCCACCACUGAGGUGGAGGGCGUGCUCAGUCGCCUGCUGGGCCAGACAGACGUGGCUGUGUAUGGGGUGGCUGUGCCAGGAGUAGAGGGCAAAGCAGGCAUGGCCGCCAUCGCAGAUCCCCAUGGCCAGCUGAGCCCCAAUGCGUUGUACCAGGAGCUGCAGAAGGUACUGGCACCCUACGCCCGGCCCAUCUUCCUUCGUCUCUUGCCUCAAGUGGACACUACAGGCACCUUCAAGAUCCAGAAAACUCGAUUACAGCACGAGGGCUUUGACCCAGGCCAGACCUCGGACCGACUCUUCUUCCUGGACCUGAAGCAGGGCCACUACCUGCCGCUGGACCAGGGUGUCUACACCCGCAUCUGCUCAGGCGCCUUUGCCCUCUGACACUCCUCCCCUGUGUGCUGAAACCUCUCAGUUGGGCCCAUUGGGGGGUGGCCGGGGAGCCUGACAGCCCUGCCCCAUCCUGGGGUGGAGAAACAAUCCCAGAGGAGCCUGCACCUCCCCCUGCUUCAUUCCUCUCUCCCACUUCCCUGUCCCCCACACCCCCAACUCCUGGGGUGCCCUGCCCUGCCUGUCUUCCUGCUCCCAAGUCGGUGUCUGUCUGUGCAUCUUUCUUUCCUGCUAGUCCCUGCUGCUCACAUCUGUCCUCUUUUCCUCCUCUUCCUUCUCCAUCUUCUGCCAGAAUGGAGCAGACAUUUCCUGGGAGCUUGGCAAUUGCCAGUCCUGGUGCCCCUGGGGAUGACCCAGGAGACCUAGAGUGGGGCCUCCCUCUCCUUUCAGCUGUGCCUUCAGGAGCCCCUAUCCAGGCCUCCCUAGGCCACUGGGCUCCAGGAUGUUGUAGCCCUGCGUGAGCUUCAGGCAGGCGCUCUGCCCUCCCUCCUGAACUAAGAGCAAGGGGUGGUCUGCCAGGCUCACCCAGGUUGGGGUGGGGAAUCAGCAGGGCGUGUCCAGGUCAGCUGGAAAUCCUCUCAACUGGGCCAAUAACCUUGUGCACUCCCUGACCCUGAUGGGUCUCCCCUGCCCUGCCUGCCCUUCCUGAUAUCCCAGAAGCUUCCAGAAUUGACUUGUGACCACUGGAUGUCAUCCAUGCCAAACGUCUCAGGGCCCUGGACACUGUGCUGUGUGCUGCUCAGCCUGCCACUCAGAUGGCACUGUCCUUGGAAGAGGCCUCUUGGUGUCCCCCUCCAGCAUGGCUGCUGGUGGGACCCAUGAGAAUGUCAGUGUGAAGUAGGGGGUGGUCUCCUGCCUGGGGAUGGAAUCUGAGGUCAGGGCCUCCAGCCCAUUGAGCGUCCCUCCUGACCUUGCUAGUGACAAUUCAGCCUGUGAUGUGGUGACCACUCAGACAACUCUCCUGGGGUGAUUUGGAUGUCCUUGGUGACCCUUGGUGGCUCAUCCCACAGUCAAAAUGUUGGGGCUAGCCACCCCAUCCAACCCUCCCUCAUGCAGCACCAUCUAGCCCCUUAAGUAGUGGGGACAAGUAGCAAGUGGCUAUACAGGCCUAUCCAAGCACGGAGGUUUUGUCUCCUAGUUGAGUUUUAAAAAAUAAACCUGCUGAGCAUCCGGGGCCUAAUGGGAGCACAGCCAUUUACUUUUAGUCCCCGUGUGGCAUGGAAGCCUUCCAGGGGUUCAGCAGGACCCUCACCUAGGACACAUACUUGCCAUACACACAUCACGCUCUGCCUUUUCUCACUGUUUCCUGUUGCCUGUCAGCCCACCUUCAAGACCUUGGGGACUAGGACAAGUACCUUAGUGCUCUCACCACUUCCCUGCAGCCUGCAGUCUCAGGAAGCACCACCUCAAUCUGCCUGUGGGUUGUGGCAGGUGCUCAGGAUGGCCCAGAGCAGAGGAUGUUCCCUGGCACUUCUGGCUGCCCCAGAAGGGUGUCUCUGUGUGUAAGGAGCCAGCAGGUGGGGCCAGAGAUUUGGGUAACAGUUCUGGACCUACAACAGUGACUGUCUGAGUUGGGACUCAAAGUCGGGACAUGAAGCUCUGGAUUCUAUGCUCAGCUGUCACCUGCUGCUCCCCACGCCUUCCAUGCUGGAAUGUUUGCACUUCAAGAAAGUGGAGCAUCUGCUGGAAGGGGAGGACGCCGGACCAUGGGGUGAAGGCAUAGACAGGCCUCCUCUGCCUCAACGGUGGAUGAGCCAUCCAUGUCCGAGCUUGUCCUUGGACUCCUGUGGUCUGCAAGGAGGGGGGUGCAGGUGGAGAAGCAGCCAGCCGUGGCUCAUGGGUAUGGUGUGCCCUGCUGUGCCAAAUAAACAAGUGCAUCCUGAUAAUGCCCCUUUAGAAGUCACCUACAGACCACCUGUGGAGGGGUCAUCAUGGUCCCUGUUGUAAUGAUAAGGAAACUGAGGCACAGGGUGGGGGUGUGUGUGAAGAUACUGAGGGAGUGCUUGGUGAGAAAGUGGCCCAGCAGGGACCUUCCUUGCCCCAAAGCCUGUGACUCCAGCUGUUACAGCUUAAGAAAUUAGCUCUGGAUCCUGAUGAUUCUUAGGUCUGAUCCCCAUGUUCUUUUAAAAAUUAAUUGAUUAAUUAGAGCAGUUUUUGCUUUAUAGAAACAUGAGGGGACUGUACAUGGAGUUCCCAUCAACCCUGUCCCCAGGCACCUCAGCUCCGGGUAGAUACAUUAGUUUGCCAUUUGUUGCAAUUGCUGAGCUGAUAGCAAUAUGUUCUCAAGUGCUGCACUGACAAAAGAGUUCACUCUGUGUUAUUUGUUCAUGGACUGGCAAAUACAACAUCACAUAAUACUUGCACUGCCCUAAAAUUCCCUGGCUCCACCUCUCUGUAUCUUCUCCUGGAACCCCUGGUAACCACUAAUCUUUGCACCAUCUCUAUAGUUAUGCAUUUUCCACAAUGCGUGCACUUGCAAUCACACAAUGUGUAGCCUUUCAGACCAGCUUCUUUCACUUAGCAAGAGGCACUGAGGGUCCCCCCAUGCCUUUUUUUCAUAGCUCUAUUUUUUUAAUGCUAAAUGAGAAGCCCUGUGACUUGCCCCCCAGAACCCUCAUAAAUCAGGAGGAAAGCUGGCAUCAGAAAGCACACUGUCCUGAACCUCUCCUUUGUGGAGGGUCUUAGGAGUGUAGAGAAAGGACUUUUGUAUCUGUGACCUGGGAAGAGAAACUUGCCCCAGUGAGGCAUGUUGGACAGUGCUCUAUGAGAGGCAGGGACGUGUGAGGGACAAGGAAGGAGCAGCAGUUUCCAGAGGAAUGGGGUAGAGAUGAGAGCCUUUGAAGGAGGGGCAGCUUCAGACUGGGCCCCUUCCUCUUGCCCUACCCUGUUCCAGCAGGGAGGUCACCUGUGGGAAGAGUCCAGGCUCUUUGGUCUGCCCUGCCAUCCUGCAGGCUCCUCCUUCAACUGGUUUCCAGGUUGGCUGACUCCCGUGCCUUUACCCCUACUGCCUCUGGUGCCUGAACUGUCACUCCUCCCUGUGCCUGGGCGACUCCUACAGAUGUGAUAAUUGAGAUGUCACUCACAUACUGUGAAAUCCACCCUUCUAAAAUUGUAUGACUCUGCAGCUUUUAGUAUAGUGUCGUACAACCAUCUCAUCUAUCUAGUUCCAGAACAAUAAAUAAUCCCAUUGCAUCUCCUCCGGCUCCUGACAACCACUAAUCUACUUUCUGUUUCCAUGGAUUUGCGUGUUCUGGAUAUUCCAUAUAAAUGAAUUGUACAGGAUGUGGGCUUUUGUGUCUGGCAUCUUUCAUUCAGCUUGAUAUUAAGAAUCAUCUGGGUUACAGUUCAUUCCUUUUCAUGGCCAAAUACUAUUUAUUAGAAUGGAGUACCAUAUUACAAACUUUCACUAGUUGAUGGACAAUGAGUUAUUCCCACAUGUUUUUGUGUGUACAUAUUUUUAAUUCUCUUGGUUAUGAAAAUAGGUUAUGUGUUAAGAUAACAUAACUUAGCACAGUUUGAGGAACCACCAGACUGUUUUCCAAAUGACUGCCAUUUUAUAUUCCCACCACUAGCAGUACAUGCUGGAGUUCCAGUUUCCCUCAUCCUCACUGGUACUUACCUAUAUUUAAAAAAAAAUUCAUUCUAUGGGCCUCCCCAGUGGCGCAGCGGUUGAGCGCUGGGUUGCGAGGCUGCCCGAAGCCUCUGUGGCGCCGGUUCUAUCCCCGGCUGCUCCCCGGCAACUGGAGGAGGGUCUCACAUGGCGUGCAGACCUCUCCUGCCGCCCGCUGCUCCCCUCUGCAGUGUACUUCAGUCCUUCUGCCUGCUCUGCUCCCCGCUCUGGCUCUGGUGAAUUCUCUCACCCUCCUGCGCUUCUGACUGUACCCAGUGCUUGUAUAAAUAAAUAAAUCUUUAAAAAAAAAAAGUCAUUCUAGUAGGUGCGAGGUGAUACCUCAUUGUGUUUUUUUUUUAAAGAUUUAUUUAUGCAUAUAAGAACUGGGGUACAGGCCAGAGGUGUGGGGGAUGAGAGGAUUCACCAGAGACAGAGCGCGGAACAGAACAAGCAGACUGAAUGAAAUAUACUGCUGAGGGGAGUAGCAGGCGAGUCACAAAUACACUGCUGUGCCAUGUGGGUAGCUCCCUGGCUGGGGAUCAAAUUCGUGCUGCCAAUAGCUUCAUAGGUUGAGUCUUAACUCCUUGCACCACCAGGGAGGCCCCUCAUUGUGGUUUUGAUUUGCAUUUUCUUGAUGGCCAAUGAGCAGCCCACCUUUUCAUCUACUUAUCAGCCAUGUGUAUAUCUUCCUUGGAGAAAUGUCUAUUCAGAACCCCUGCCCAUUUUAAAAUUAGGUUGUCUUUUUAUUGAGUUAUGAGAGUUCUUAAUAUAGUCUGUACACUGCACCCUUAUAUAUGAUUUGUGAUUUUCUCUGUCCAGUGGGCUAUCUUUUCACUUGGUAUUAUUUGAAAUAC
Molecule: messenger RNA, 6736 nt
Organism: Talpa occidentalis (Iberian mole)
Lineage: Eukaryota; Metazoa; Chordata; Mammalia; Eulipotyphla; Talpidae
Gene: SLC27A1
Product: solute carrier family 27 member 1
Exons: 12
Coding region: 527-2266 (579 amino acids)
Biological process (GO): long-chain fatty acid import into cell; positive regulation of protein serine/threonine kinase activity; phosphatidylethanolamine biosynthetic process
Cellular component (GO): mitochondrial inner membrane; plasma membrane
Molecular function (GO): fatty acid transmembrane transporter activity; long-chain fatty acid transmembrane transporter activity; long-chain fatty acid-CoA ligase activity
Source: RefSeq, a predicted model, not a curated record